AUGUCUGACGGCGGUGAUAUUGAGGUCGAGAACACUGUUCUCUCCGACGUCCUCCCCAAGGAUGUCGUCAAGGAGGUCGGCAACGUCAAGCUCUUCAACAAGUGGGACUACGAUGUCGAGGUCCGCGACAUCUCCCUCACUGACUACAUCUCCCUCCGCAACCCCGUCUACGUCACGCACUCUGCUGGCCGAUACGCUGUCAAGCGAUUCCGCAAGGCUAACUGCCCCAUCAUUGAGCGUCUGACCAACUCUCUGAUGAUGCACGGCCGCAACAACGGAAAGAAGCUCAUGGCCGUCCGCAUUGUCGCCCACGCUUUCGAGAUCAUCCACCUGAUGACCGACCAGAACCCCAUCCAGGUCGCCGUUGACGCCAUUGUCAACUGCGGUCCCCGCGAAGACUCUACCCGUAUCGGCUCAGCUGGUACUGUCCGCCGUCAAGCCGUCGAUGUGUCUCCUCUCCGCAGGGUCAACCAGGCCAUCGCCCUCCUCACCACCGGUGCUCGCGAGGCCUCUUUCCGCAACGUCAAGUCUAUCGCCGAGUGCCUGGCUGAGGAGCUGAUCAACGCUGCCAAGGGUAGCAGCAACUCAUACGCUAUCAAGAAGAAGGACGAGCUGGAGCGUGUGGCAAAGAGCAACCGAUAA
Clonostachys rhizophaga is the source of this 642-nucleotide messenger RNA. Lineage: Eukaryota; Fungi; Ascomycota; Sordariomycetes; Hypocreales; Bionectriaceae. The record is from the annotation of a GenBank genome assembly.